CAUCUUGUUCAACGGUCGUUUCCCUGUCAAAUAUUCUGUGUGGUGUGGUGGUGUCGAAUGUGAACGUGAAUAUUGUAUUCUAUUAUCAUAAACAAAAUGAACGCCGGUGAAACUAUAGUAAACGACUUGAAUAAAGAGUCUCUCGAUUAUAUCGAAAAGGGACUGCAGUCCUUUAUCGAGUUCCAAGAGACGUUUCGAGAUCUAUGUAAGGAUAUUACUAGGGUUAUUAACGAGUACACCGCUACAGGAAGGUUACCGGCUUUUGAUCAUCUGACUGAUUUCGAAGAGUAUAAAAAGCUGAGGUCACGUAUUUCAAAUGAGGAAGGAUCAGUAUCAUCUAAAGAAAACCACGAACCUGAUGAUAUCCCCACAACAAAGAAGAAAGCUCGCCGUUCUCGGCGAACUGCAUUUAAAGAAGCUACUCAAAGCAUCAGCGGUCUCAACGAAAGACGUCACCGCACCACCCUCAAAAAGGAGAAAAUAUCAAUGAUCAGUGGUGAAGAAUCGGUGCCUGAGAAAAUUUCAGUUAAGACCGAACUUGAAGAAAUGCCUGCUCCAACUCGACCAGCUCCUAAAAAGAGAAGAAAAAAUACUACAAGUAAACAAAUCAAACAAGAAAAAAUAGAAGAUCCAUUAGAGAAUCCGCGUGAAUCAGACGUCAUCAUUGAAGAAGCUGUGGUUCCUUUGGUUAAUCUUGUGGACUCGUUGGAAGAGGAAACCAAUAAAACAGAAGUGGAGUCUUCAAAGCGAACAAGAACUGCGUCCGAUGAUGGACAAAUGGAAAACAAAGAAAAAAGACCAAAAUCCAGUGAAGAUGAAACUCAGUUUGAAGACGCUGUUUCAACUGUGUUGUCGGAAAAUGCAGACAAAAAUAACGCAACUUUUGUCACCGCUUCUAAGCUUGAGGUCCAGGGUGGUAAUUUAAAUUCAACAGUGGUUGUACAAGAUCCGAAAUAUCUCAAGAGCCUGAUUCCAAAGACCGUAGAUGAUCUGAUGACCGACGAUGAAUCAGAAGAAGAAAAAGAAACAUUAAAGAAAUCGAAGGUCCAAGGGACUAUUCCCAAGCGCGCUAAACAAAUUUUCAGUCCGUUUGAACAAAGCCCUGUGAAGAAAAAGGUCCAGGCUUUUGAAAAACUUCAAGAGGAAGCCGCUGCCAUGCCUGUUCGAAUCACCCGAACUAAAACAAGAAAUCAAGCGAAAGAACAAGAUUCCGCAGCGGAAGAACCGAAUCAGACCGAAAAGGUGAAAAGUAACGUCAAAGAGAAAGCGAAAAUAUUUACUCCAGUCGUUUCGAAAUUUCUACCAAAAGCCGCCAGCACAACCGUAAAAAACAAGAACCUAAAGAACUCGAGUUCCACCGAAAACCUGAUGAUUAAAAGUGCAAGCGCUUUAAAAGCAUCUCACGCCGAAUAUCGAGAAAUUGAGAUGCGCCGUCACGAAAAGGAACAAGAAGCACUGAAAAAACGCGAAGCGAUGCUCCAAGCGCAAAGUGAAGAAAAAAGACGUAAAAGAGAAGAAAAACAACUCAAGGCGCAACAGCAACGUGAAAUGAUUGAAAAAGAAAAACAGAAAGCUUUAGAAGCACAACGGUUGAAAGAGGAACGCCAUCGACAACAUAUCGCCGAACAAGAAGAAAAGAAACUGAAAUUGAAAGAAGAACUGGAAAAGAAGAGAUUGAUCGUGAAAAACCGAGCGAUUGAACAGAAGAAAUACGAGGAAGAACAGAAGAGGGAAGAGGAAAGAAAAGCUGCAGAAUUGGCUGCAAAAUUGGCAAAGCAGGACGAAGAUAUUACAAAGAUGCUUCAGAAGCAAAAGGAAAGAAAGGCACCGAUUUAUAUGAGAGAGCCGGCACCGCCUUUGCCGUCAGAUGACUGCCAUGAUUCAGACAGUGAAGAAUAUAAAAAUCAAAAAGUCAUACUAAAAAACUGGGAAAAAGAAGUGAAUGUAAUGCUUAUGCAAAAGUAUGAAUCGGCGAUAGGUCAUGCAAUUAAAAACACAUUCUUCUCACUUCAAGCACGAACGCCGGAUCUACAAGAGAUUUUGGAACAUAUCGAACCGAGAAAAUUGAAAAGAACAUCGAGUGCUCUCUGGGACCAGCCGCCACGAUUCACUAUGAUUCCGGGGUUAGAGACUCAUGAUGAGACAGAGGAAUUUAUUUAAUUUUAUUUUAUCCAUUGGUUAACAGUUUUAUUGCAUAUCAUUUCAUGUUUUUUAAAUUACAAAUUAUCACCAAGAA
Tribolium castaneum (red flour beetle) is the source of this 2236-nucleotide messenger RNA. RefSeq lists its product as uncharacterized. The record is from RefSeq and is a predicted model, not a curated record. The transcript is spliced from 4 exons. Bases 97 to 2160 code for a protein of 687 amino acids. Lineage: Eukaryota; Metazoa; Arthropoda; Insecta; Coleoptera; Tenebrionidae.